Molecule: messenger RNA, 1325 nt
Organism: Anguilla anguilla (European eel)
Lineage: Eukaryota; Metazoa; Chordata; Actinopteri; Anguilliformes; Anguillidae
Product: baculoviral IAP repeat-containing protein 5-like
Exons: 4
Coding region: 85-513 (142 amino acids)
Source: RefSeq, a predicted model, not a curated record
CGCUGAAAAUUUAAACGUACUGGGGACCUUUGUGAAGGACGAGUGAGUGAAGAGUGGCAAGCGGAAAUCGAACUGGGGAAAGAUAUGGAGCUUAUGAACGAGGAGCACAUCAAAAUGUACUUUUAUGAGAACAGAUUGAAAACAUAUAUGGGAUGGCCAUUUGAGGAGGGCUGCGCGUGUACUCCAGAAAAUAUGGCCAGAGCAGGAUUUAUCCACACUCCCGCGGAAAACUGCCCGGACGUGGCCCAGUGCUUCUUCUGCUAUAAAGAGCUGGAAGGCUGGGAACCGGAGGACGAUCCAGAAAAAGAGCACAAAGCUCAUUCGCCGUCCUGCAAUUUCAUUAGUCUCAAAAAGGACGUGUUGGAACUCAGCGUGGAGGAGUUCCUUAAACUUCAGAAGGACAGACAGAAGUUCCUGAUCAAAAAGAAGUGUGGUCAGGUGAUUGAUAAGUUCGAGCAGGCGGCACAGUUGCGGAGGAUGGAGAUCAUAAAGACGGCGAUGGAGGAGGAGUGAGCAACAGUGAGGCCCCGCCCACAGUCGUGCUGGCGGGCACGUGUCUCUCUCUCCGCUGCCUGUCGCGGUGUGGCCAUGCUGGGACCCUCUGUGGUUUUAUUUAUAUUCUGUAUGUACAUAUUUUAAAUAUUUUUAAUUCCAAAAGGAAUUUACAAAUUUCAAAUUUUUGUAAGAUUUUCUUUUAAGAAUUGUAAACAACUUCUCUUCUGUAAAUUUUAGUUUUUAUGUGGGGGGUGGUUGGCAUUCUCAGACUGGCUUAUGUAAAAUAUGGUUAAAGCUGCUCUUUAAGACCAUACUAAUGAAGUUACUCAAGUUCCUGUUUAUUUUUAAUUCCUAAAAAGCUGUAAAACCUUUAUCAGGGAGAGGAUAAUACUUGCUGGUCUUCAUGGUCCUGCUGGCCUGGUCCUGGGCUUGCUGGACUUUAUGGUUCUGCUGGCCUGGUUCUGGCCACAUUGACCAGUUUGUGGUCACAUUGACCAUUUCCAUAGUCUUAAGAGCCCAUGGAUGCAGUCCAGUCAUGAACAUCUGAAACCAUAUUUUACUUUGGAUAUGACAUCCAAACACAUGGUCAAAAAGCUGCAUUUUGGCCUCACCUUCCUAUAACCUGACCACUGAAUUUAAAGGGAUUUAUUCUUUUCUCUUUUUCCUUCUGCAGUUUUAGUACUUGUUGUUCAACACAGGUUUUGUGUGUACUAAAGAGACUUUCCCUGUAUGAUGAUCAUGUCAGUGACUAAUCCUGUGUUUAGAAAAGUGCUGUGGUUUUAAUCUGGAGUUGAGGUAAGAGAAUACAGAAUAAAUGGAUUUACAUUUUU